ACCCAUUGCUUUUUAGCACUUUGGCCUAAAUGUGAUUGGUUGAGGCGUGUAAAAAUUAGUACUUUCAGCGCAUUUCAAAAGGUGACCAUCGUGAUGUCGUACGUCUGCGCGUAAAACUGUCUGAGGAUUACGUAUGAGUGCGUCAUCGACCGAAGAAGUAAAUUUCUGAUACAAUAUUCCGUAACAAUACUCGAUAUUACGUGACCACGAUACAUUUAAGCUAAAUAUUAUUGAAGCGAAGUAACGCAUGGUGAACUCGUUCGUGAAAGUGUUCUCGCGAUAGUUUAUCGAGAGUUUAUCCGAAUUGUGGACAUCCAAUAGCGGUACGCUUUGAAUUCGUAUAGGAUGAAUGUCGAAGAGAACAGACUCAAGACCUUCGAGGAAUGGCCAGUUAACGCCGCGGUUGACGCACCGCGAAUCGCAAAAGCGGGCUUUUAUUACACCGGGCAUAGUCUGGAGGUACAGUGUUUCUUGUGUGGCACGACAGUAUCCGAUUGGAAUUACGGCGACCAGGCUAUGGCGCGUCAUCGACAAGCCCAACCUGCUUGUCCUUUCGUCGUCAAUUCGGCUGAUACGUGCAACGUGCCAUUGAUACCGGCGUCAGCUAGCGUAUCGAUAGAAUCAUCUGUAACAUCAUCGUUGCCAGUCACGCGACAAUCCAACGUUAUCAAGGGUAAUCUAGGUGAAGUACAGGAGACCGCUGUACGCAGCACGAACCCUUUGAGAGACUAUGGUACUACUUCGCAAAGAUUACGAUCGUUUGUUAAUUGGCCGAUAUCCUCUGUCGUUUCCCCGGAGCAAUUGGCUAAAUCAGGUUUCUACUAUCUUCAGUUUAGCGACUUGGUAGAAUGCAUCUAUUGUGGAGGUGUUUUGACGAAAUGGGAAGCUGGUGAUGAUCCAGAUAGUGAACAUAGAUUACAUUUUCCAAAUUGUGAUUUCUAUAUGAGAUACGAAACCGAAGAUGAAGCGUUAGAAUUGGCCAAUGUUACUUUAGUAUCUGGCGCAACAACAGGCAUAACAGAAUUAGGAAUACAAGUACAUACAGCACCUAGCAAUCCAAAAAAUACAACAUACGAAGAGAGACUACGGACUUUUGUAGGAUGGCCUACGGAUCAUAAACAAACACCAGAGAUGUUAUCAGCUGCUGGAUUUUACUAUACUGGGACUCAAGAUCAAGUUAGAUGUUUCCAUUGCGACGGAGGACUACGCAACUGGGAACCAAAAGACGAUGUGUGGUCUGAACAUGCACGAUGGUUUCCAACCUGUACCUUUGUAAAUCUUGUGCGUGGACAAGAAUUUGUGAAACAUUGUAUCGAUAGUAGACCACCUUUGGAUCCUAAGAUAUUGGGUGAGAUAUCAGAUGAAGAUGGUGGGGAUGUCGUAGGAACUCUAACUACAUCUCUUUCCACAGUUCCACGGUCUGAUUUGAAUUUGAUAACAGAUUCUGUAAUCGCGAAAUUACUAGAUACUGCUCCUGCUCUGAGUGCGCUUGAAAUUGGGUUAUCUGUAGAUAGAGUAAAGAGAACUCUAAAAAGAAAAAUGGAGGAAUGUGGUGUAACUUAUACAAAUGCCGAAGAACUUAUACAGGAUGUUCUGCAUGAUCAAACUAUGGAAGAUUAUAAUAGUGGUGCUUCUGAUUCAUCAUUUUCGGAGUUGGUUGUGUCAACUGACCGAAUUGUUGUGCAAACAACUCAUAAUUCCACAAAUACAUUCAACGACGAUGAAAAACGCAAUAUAUGUUCAGAAAUGAAUAACUUGGAUGAUAAAGAGAAAGACUGCGAAGUUAAAGGACAAGAAAAUAGCGGAUCCAAAACUGAAGUCUUUGAAGAUAAAGAACAGAAAACUGAUGCAGUCAAUAAAGAGGACGAACUCGAAGGAAAAAAGAAUAUUAAAUCCAAUAAUAUAACAUUACAAGAGGAGAACAGAAGGUUAAAGGAGGCUCGUUUAUGCAAAAUUUGCAUGGAUAAUGAUGUAGCUAUAGUAUUUUUACCUUGCGGACAUUUGGCAACGUGUAUCUUCUGUGCGCCAUCUCUUACAUUUUGUCCCAUGUGUAGAAUAAUGAUACGCGCUAGUGUUCGUACCUUCUUGUCUUAAGUCAAAUUUUGACGUACGUGUUAUCGUGUAUAUAGGGUGUCUGACGUAAUAUAUACGUUUGCUCGUGUGCGAGUAAAAUUCGUCAAAUUGAACGAAAAAAUUCCGUGCCAUUUUACAAAAAAUUCUUAUUGUUUGCAAAUGGCAAAGAUAAUUACUGAGAUAUUUAAAAAAAUUUGUGACUUGUCAACAGAUUGUUGAUAGAUUCAGACAUCUUGGAUGAAAUUUCUAAAAGAGCACGUUCCAUUGCAUCGCGUGUACUCGUGCGCUAAUUAUCUUUAAUCAUUAACUGAAUAAUUAUCGUGUUUGCGGAAUUAUGCAAAACUUUAUUCACCAAUUUAAUGACUUUUACCCGCACGUUGGAUCAGACAUCUUAUAUUUUGCAAAUAUCUUUAUAGAAAUUUUACGACAAUAACGCAGUUAUAUAUCAACUGAAACUGCGUCGCGAUGGAUUAUAUAUUGGUUGAUUCUACUACUGAUAUUUGACAAUAAUUCUCUGAUUCUUUCUUUCUAAAGUAUUAUAUUUAUUUCACAACACGUUACUGUGUUCGUUUCCAUUGCUCCCAAGCUUAAUUAAUGUUUCAAUAAUAUCAAUAGAUAAAUGCAGUUCUUUUAUGCACAUAUCUAUUUUUUUUCCUUGAUUCUUUGUUCUCCUGUGUCUAAUUUAUUAGAUAUAGUUAUAUCUAUCUUGUGUAUAUAUAAAUCAACGAGAUGUUUCAGCAUGAUGGUGCCAAUUAUAAAAAAAACAUACCGUGGCAUUUAAGGUGUUGAUAAAGAAUUAGUCUUUAUUUCGUUAAUAACACAGUUUGUUAAAGAUAUAUGCAAUGAACCGAGCAAGCGAUAAACAGAGUAUGUUGUUCGUUUGAGUUUUAAUAAUUUAUAUAUUUAAUUUAAAGACACAGUAACUGACAAUAUUACGUAAAGCCUACCUAAAUUAUGCAAAUUAUGACUUUUCCUGAAGUAGAAUUUUAUUUAAGAUGUCCAUUGCUUCUUAAAUGUACCUUAAACUUACGAAUAGCUAUUGUUAUAACUUCUAUUCUUGUAUUCAAUUGCCAAGAUAUUUCGUUAUAAAAUAUCAUAGUAUGUGAGAUAUUGAUAUAUAAAUUUAUUAUUAACUGGUUGAAAUAGUUUAUCAUCUGACGAAAUAGCGCAAUUUUUAUGGUAUGAUAUGAUAUGUAUUACGUUUAUAUAUAUCUCAGGUAUUAAUGAUACUAAAGUUAGAGGGAAAUUUAUAUCUUAAAACAUAUGUACAAAGGUUAUAUCCAUUUUGUUCUUAUAAUUGUAAGCAGAUGUAUGGAAGUUGAUUUGAUUUCAUAAUAAGCUUUCUAAAUGGUGUUUCUUAAUGGAG
Molecule: messenger RNA, 3439 nt
Organism: Harpegnathos saltator (Jerdon's jumping ant)
Lineage: Eukaryota; Metazoa; Arthropoda; Insecta; Hymenoptera; Formicidae
Gene: Diap2
Product: Death-associated inhibitor of apoptosis 2
Exons: 8
Coding region: 346-2094 (582 amino acids)
Biological process (GO): negative regulation of apoptotic process; regulation of cell cycle; positive regulation of protein ubiquitination
Cellular component (GO): nucleus; cytoplasm
Molecular function (GO): ubiquitin protein ligase activity; cysteine-type endopeptidase inhibitor activity involved in apoptotic process
Source: RefSeq, a predicted model, not a curated record